AUAAAUAUGUAUCAUUUGUAGUCCAACAGAUUAAGAAUUCAAUACUUACCUACUUAAGUCAUCAGUUAUAGAAAUUAUGUCCGAGGAAGAUAAAAUUGAAGACUUUGCAUGUGUAGAAGAAUCUCCCAAAAGAGGACCUACUCUUUCAACUAGCACUAGUAGUUUUGAACGUAAUGAUCCUCAUGAUCCUAAUUUAAGCUUAUUAUCCACUAAAAUGUUUGAAAAAACGUCUGAAUAUUUGAUGGGAGAACUUAAUAUUACUGAGGAGGAUUAUAAAUUAUUGGAAACCAUGAAUAAAGUCACCAUGCAAAAAUAUGCAUCUUAUAGACAAAUUGCUUCAGAUGUUGGCAAACAAAUCAUUGAACUAAAUGAAAAAUAUAAAUCAUUAGAACCAUACCUUUCUCAAAUUGACCUGAUUGAAGAUAGUGUUUCAAAACUAGAACAAGCAGCGUUUAAGUUAGAUGCAUAUGCCAAGAGAUUGGAAGCAAAAUACAAAAGUUUAGAAAAACGACAAUAAUUUUAAUCUUAUUUUAUUUUUUUUGUAUCCUGUGAUAAGUUUAACAUAAUUACCUAUAUUGAAUAAUAAAUAAAUAUAUCAACUAUUAAUUUCUUUGAAUUAAGGUACAUUUUAUUUUCAUAUUUUUUAGAAAAUUGUACAACAAUUAUAUAGUUAGCUAAUAAGACUUUUUCAUAUGUAUUUGAAUUUGAUUCAAAUUAAAACUAUGUUUCAUUAUUUGGUAAUCUAAAUACAAAUAUUAAUUAAUGCUAGUUAGCUAAUAAGACUUUUUCAUAUGUAUUUGAAUUUGAUUCAAAUUAAAACUAUGUUUCAUUA
This is a messenger RNA of Acyrthosiphon pisum (pea aphid), 832 nucleotides long. It is a transcript of the gene Blos2, whose product is annotated as biogenesis of lysosome-related organelles complex 1 subunit 2. The coding region runs from base 77 to 517 and encodes 146 amino acids. Gene Ontology annotation, molecular function: gamma-tubulin binding. The record is from RefSeq and is marked provisional. The transcript is spliced from 4 exons. Gene Ontology annotation, biological process: lysosome localization; endosomal transport. NCBI's taxonomy places the organism in Eukaryota, Metazoa, Arthropoda, Insecta, Hemiptera, Aphididae. Gene Ontology annotation, cellular component: BORC complex; BLOC-1 complex; gamma-tubulin complex.